This is a messenger RNA of Drosophila suzukii, 1309 nucleotides long. RefSeq names its product CD2 antigen cytoplasmic tail-binding protein 2 homolog holn1 (gene holn1). The record is from RefSeq and is a predicted model, not a curated record. Gene Ontology annotation, molecular function: protein binding. Gene Ontology annotation, cellular component: U5 snRNP. Lineage: Eukaryota; Metazoa; Arthropoda; Insecta; Diptera; Drosophilidae.
UACCAUCCCUAAUUUAAUCAAUAAACGCGUGAAAAUAUUUACAUUAUUGUUGAGUUUGUUUUGAGUUGUUAAUACAAUGGCAAGCAAAAGAAAGCACCCGGCAUCUAAGAAAGCACAGGAAGAGAACUUUAAAAAACAUACACUUGACUCAGACGAAGAGGAUUCCGACGACUACGAGAGGGAGUAUCUUAAUGAUAGCGACAUCGAAGGAGGCGAGGAGGGAGUGGCAAAAGUAGAGGACGAUGUAAAGGUAACUCCGUUUAAUAUGAAGGAAGAACUGGAGGAAGGACACUUCGACAAAGAUGGUCACUAUCAUUGGAACAAGGAGUCGGAAGCAAAAGACAAUUGGUUGGACAACAUCGACUGGGUUAAGAUUGGCAAGCAGAAAAACGCUUUUGACCCUGCAAAAGAUGAUCAGAAUUCCAACUCCUCGGAUGAAGAUAAGAUCGAACCUGCGGGAAAGGCCUUCAACUUGUCCAUGAAUCUGAUGAAAAUGCUCGAGUUCAUGAAAGAGGGAGAGACUGUAAAGAUGACCCUGCAGCGACUGGGGAGCCAGCGUCCCGUUCUAACAACUCUACAAAGAAUUAAGCAGAAGAAAGCCGGUAUUGUUGACACAAAGACUCAGGAAAUCUCCCAUCUCACCGAGCUGGCCAAUGAGAUCCUUUCGAAGACGGGCAACAUGGACAUUUAUCAAGAGACCUAUGAAAGCAUCAAGUCCAAGAUCGCCGACUUGCCAGGCACUAGCAAGCCCAAAGCAGCCGAUGAUAUAGACAUGUAUGCGGAUGAUUUCGAAACAAAAGAGUUGGAGAGGUCAAAAACCUCGGACCCAACUGCGAAACCAACGAUGACUACCUCGGAGGUGACCUGGGAGUUCAAAUGGUCGCAAAAUGAGACUGAAAUCCAGGGCCCUUUUACCACUGAGAAAAUGUUGAAAUGGUCACAAGAAAACUACUUCAAAACCGGAGUCUAUGUCCGAAAGUGCGGCGAAAACACCAAUUUCUAUACCAGCAACCGCAUAGAUUUCGAUUUAUACUUGUAAGCCGUAGCUAACAAAUAUUGUAGUUAUCUUUUUCAAGUUAGUUUGUUCUUUUGCACUAGACUUUGUUUUACGUCAGAUAAUUCAAAGCUAAAAGAAAAAAGCAUUAUAUUUAACCAAUUGAUUAAGUUGUUAUCAUCAAUACGCAUUAUAAUAUUCUAGUUUUUUCAACUGGGUGAGCAAUUUUAAAAAUAUCUUAUUUGAUUGAUUUGAAUUUUAUUGUAUCAAAUAUUUAAAGUUAAUAAAAAAAGCCAGUUAACACUUAAACCUCAA